This is a messenger RNA of Larimichthys crocea (large yellow croaker), 10247 nucleotides long. RefSeq names its product plexin B3 (gene plxnb3). The record is from RefSeq and is a predicted model, not a curated record. The coding region runs from base 926 to 6646 and encodes 1906 amino acids. Gene Ontology annotation, molecular function: protein binding; semaphorin receptor activity. Gene Ontology annotation, biological process: regulation of cell shape; positive regulation of axonogenesis; semaphorin-plexin signaling pathway. The transcript has 39 exons. Gene Ontology annotation, cellular component: semaphorin receptor complex; plasma membrane. NCBI's taxonomy places the organism in Eukaryota, Metazoa, Chordata, Actinopteri, Sciaenidae.
GUUUACAGUGAGACCGGGUACACCCACAGAGACCGGGUAGACUCAGAGACCAGGUACAUCCACAGAGACUGGGUAGACUCUCAGAGACCGGGUAGACUCUCAGAGGCCUGGGUAGACCCACAGAGACUAGGUAGAUUCUCAGAGAUCUGGGUAGACCCACAGAGACUAGGUAGACUCUCAGAGAUCUGGGUACACCCACAGAGACUGGGUAGACUCUCAGAGAUCUGGGUACACCCACAGAGACUGGGUAGACCCACAGAGACUGAGUAGACUCUCAGAGACCGAGUACACCCACAGAGACCGGGUAGACUCUCAGAGACCGGGUACACCCACAGAGACUGGGUAGACCCACAGAGACUGGGUAGACUCUCAGACACUGGGUAGACCCACAGAGACCGGGUACACUCCCAGAGACUGGGUAGACUCUCAGAGAUCUGGGUACACCCACAGAGACCAGGUACACCCACAGAGAACAAGGUAAACCCACAGAGACCGGGUAGAUCUUUCCUCUUCAUACAAAACCAGAAACAACUGGACCUGAUCAGUGUUUUAUGUCCCAGAGUCUGGCAGCCGACCCGCAGCAGGUUCCUGGUUGUGGUUCUGUUCCCUGCAGAGGAGCCGGGCCAUCCUUCCUCCGCGGAGGAGCGUCAGGAAAGCCUCCCGGCGCCGCGCGGGGCGGGGCGGGGUCUUUGUCGGACCUGUUGUGCGGCUCUCGGUGCUGCUCGUGCAGGUUUUUGUUUCGGUUGGAUUCGCUGUCCCUUUCUGGAAGUUUUACCGGGCCGGUUGGACCUCGGCGGACCGCAGAACAGCCCGCUGAGCUCAGGAAAUGUCCUCCUGAUGAAGAAGCGUCCUCGUCCUUUUCCUCCUCACGUUGGACUCUUCACUGAUUGGUGCGUCUCUAAUCCGUCUGUAAAGAGGAGGUGCCAUGUUGGCCUCCUCAGUCUCUCCAUCACUCCUCUUCCUCCUCCUCCUCUUCCUCCUCCUCCUGCCCCCUCCUUCUCACUCAGCUGAUGUUAUCGUGACCACUGACCCUGUGGUGCAACGGGUGGAACUGCAGGGCGCCCCCUUGUCUCACCUGGUUGUGGACCCGGGGACAGGCCUUCUGUAUGUGGGCGGGGUCGACCACCUGUACCAGCUGACCUCUGACCUGGAGGUGAUGUCACACGUGAGGACUGGCCCUCAGCUGGACUCCCCGGACUGCCUCCCCCCGAUCGUCCUACAGGAUUGCCCCUCGGCCACGCCCACUCACAACCACAACAAACUGCUGCUGAUGGAGGAGGGGCAGGGGGCGGAGCCAGGCAGCCUGAUCGUCUGCGGGUCGCUGUAUCAGGGCAUCUGUGACAAGAGGAGUCUGACUAACAUCUCUCAGCUCAUCUAUCAGACCUCCAACCCUGUCGACACUCAGUACGUUGCUGCCAACGACCCUCGAGUCUCCACCGUUGCCCUGGUGAUAACCACAGAGAACAAACAAGAGGGGGCCAUGUCUGGUGGUUUCAUGCGCUUGAUGCUGGUUGGUCGAGGCUACACCAGUAAGGGUCCUGGUGAUAUCCCACCAAUCACGACUCGGCGUCUGUUCCCAGUGGUCCCACCUCGUCGGGCUUUCUCUCAGGAGGAGGAGCUUGGGAAACUGGUCGUUGGGAGUUACUCUGAGUACAACAACCACUUUGUGAAGGCCAUUGCCUAUGGCAACCAUGCCUACUUCCUGUUCUCUCGGCGGGACAUGUGGCACAAGAAGGAGUACCGGACCUACGCCUCCCGGCUCUGCAUCUCUGACCGCAGCUUCUACUCGUAUGUGGAGGUGCCACUGCUGUGCCGCGGUGGCUACAACCUGGCUCAGGCGGCAUCAUUAGGAAACCACUCAGGUGAACCUGCCCUGUUUGUCAUCAUGGCGGCAGGACAAGCGUCUACGCCCGUAGCAACUGGUCGCUCAGCACUGUGUGUUUAUGGGAUGGCAGACCUGGACGCCAUGCUGCGGCGAGCACAGGAAGUGUGUUACACAGAAGGUGGGCGGGGCAGCAGCGGAACGGACGAGGCCUACAUUGAAUACGCCGUGUCAUCGAAAUGUCUGAAACUACCCAAGACCUCUCUCUUAGAGUAUCCUUGUGGAGGGGAACACACCCCGAACCCCAUCGCCAGCGCUGUGCCACUCCAAGCUACGCCCACCUUCACCUCCACCACCCAACUGACUGCUGUCACCACGGCAACAGAAGCGGGACACACCAUCGCCUUUCUGGGAGACAGAGAGGGACAACUGCACAAGGUGUUGGUGAGCUCUGAUUGGUCAGGUGACCUCUACGGCAGUCUGUUGGUGGACAGUGAGCGUGGCAUCAGCGCUGACCUCUUAUUGGACAACCAGCAGCAGCAUGUUUACGUUUUAACCAGCAGCAAUCUGUCGAAGGUUCCUGUGUCGUCAUGUGAGAGACAGACAGACUGUCAAUCAUGUCUUGCUGUCAGAGACCCGUACUGUGGCUGGUGUGUUCUGGAGGGAAGAUGUUCCCGUAAACAUCUAUGUCAGCGCCACACACAGCCUAACCAUUGGCUCUGGAGCUUUGAACCGACCAAUCAGUGUGUGACAGUGCAGAGUCUGCAGCCGGCCAAUCAGAGUAAAGACGAACAAACACGGGUGACCCUGUCAGUCCUCCAGCUUCCUGCCCUGUCGAAGUCUGAGUCUCUGUCCUGCGUCUUUGGGCACCUCCCUCCUCAGCUUGCUGUUGUCACAGGAACCAGCAUCACCUGUCAAUCACCUGCACCAGAGCUCCUCCCACCCAUGCUAACAGGAAGUGAUCACAUGGUCCUGCCUGUGUCACUGGUGUUUGAUCAUGUGACCAUUACCACGGGCAACAUGACCUUCUACAACUGUGGAGCCGUGAGCCGAUUGAACCAGAGCUCCCAGUGUCUGGCCUGUGUCAGCAGUGUGUGGAGGUGUAACUGGUGUCCUCUGGAUCAACUCUGCACUCACAACCACAGCUGUCCCAACCAACACAUCAUCCUCAACCAGAGACAGGAAUCUCCUGGUCCUCUUUCCUGUCCUCUGGUCUUCGCCCUGCAGAGUUCUGCUUUGGUGCCGUUGGGCCUGAGAACCACCGUGGUGCUGCAAGGACGAAACCUGGACGUCUACACUGAUGAAGCUCAGUAUGUUUGUGUUGUGGAGAUUGAAGGAAUUCAGUUUAAUCUGACAGCUUCAGUCGAGAAGACGGACGACAACACGCACACCUUCACCUGCAGCCCUCACCAGUUUCAGUAUGCAGUCAGUCAGCUUCAGUAUUUGGCUCCUGUCUAUCUGCGCAGAGGAGAGAGACGCAUCGACGCCUCACCUGACCUUCGACUCCAUCUGUAUGACUGCUCAGCUGGCCAAUCAGAUUGCUCGCAGUGCCGUGCAGUGCCAGAGGAGUAUGGCUGUGUGUGGUGUCCAGGAAGCCCCGCCCACAACUGCGUUUACAACCAAUCCUGCACAAGCAUACCUGCAGACACCUGUCCGCCUCCUGAGAUCACACACGUGCGUCCUGUCUCCGGUCCAUUGGAGGGCGGAGUCUUGGUGACGAUCACAGGGUCUAACCUGGGAAUGAGUUAUGCUGACGUGGUGGGUGGAGUCACAGUGGCAGGUGUUCAGUGUCCACCUGUACCUGAAGGUUACCUGAUCUCUACCCGGGUGGUGUGUGAGCUGCAGCCCAGCGGCAGGCCGACAGCGGGCCACGUCCUGGUUAACGUGGGAAUGACCCCACCUGGAAGGUCAGCACAGACCUUCACCUACCAGGAUCCACAGCUCCUGGACCUGGUUCCUGAUAAAGGUCCGCUCUCUGGAGGAACUCAGCUGACCAUCCUAGGUCGACAGCUGCUGACCGGACAAAAGUCCGACCUGAGAGCCUUUGUGGGCAGUCAGCCCUGCUACAUUGGAGUGGAGGAGGUCAAUGAUACCCAGCUGGUGUGUCAAACUGGUUCCAGUAAUCGGACCGGCGAGGUUCUGGUCCGGGUUUUGUUUGGGAAAGCAGAGAAGACGGUUCCUAACAUGACCUUCCGUUACCAUGACGACCCUGUCAUCACUGAGGCCGCUCCUGCAGAAAGCUUCUACGCAGGUGGGCGCAUCAUCAUGGUGACCGGCGAGAACCUGGACGUCGUCCAGCAGCCAAUCAUAGCGGUGUGGGUGGAACCUCUGGAGGUCCAGAGGGUGAAACGGAGAAGACGAUUGGCUCUGCUCACCGCCAAACAGCAGCUGGUCUUUAACAGCACCAUGACAACGGUGUCAGAGCGCUGCUCUGUCCUGUCGUCCUCUCAAAUGACCUGUCUCACCCCCAAAGUGGCUCCAGAGGUCAGAGUAAAGGGCGUCUGGUUUCAGCUCGACAACGUCAGAGUCCACUUUGAAAGCAUCAAGGGUCAGAGCUUCAGUUAUUAUCCUAACCCGCAGUUCUUCCCUCUGAACCGGGACGCUCCGGAUGCUCCAUAUCGCUUCAAACCGGGAGGAGUGAUUGCGGUGGAGGGUCAGGACCUGACCACCGCCAUAUCCAGACAGGAAGUGACAGCUUGGCUCGGAGAUCAGGAGUGUGAGGUGAAAACUCUGGACAACACUCACCUUUAUUGUGAACCUCCAGAGAUCCAACCAAUGAGUGUGGACGACAGCAGUGAGCUGCCCAGCCUCAAGGUAUUCAUGGGAAAUCUGCAGGUGGACCUUGGACUGGUUCAGUACGACAGUGACUCUCUGCUGUCUCCCGUCCCAUUGGCUGCUCAGAUUGGUUUGGGGGCAGGAGCAGCUGUCAUCAUCCUGUCUGUGCUGGUCGUCAUCCUCAUGUACAGGAGGAAGAGUAAACAGGCUCUCAGAGACUACAAGAAGGUUUUGCUGCAGUUGGAAACUCUGGAGAUCAACGUGGGAGACCAGUGUCGCAAAGAGUUCACAGACCUGAUGACAGAGAUGAUGGACCUGAGCAGUGAUGUUGGUGGACCAGGACUCCCCCUGCUGGACUACAGGACAUAUGCAGAGAGAGUAUUCUUUCCUGGCCAGCAGGUAGCACCGCUGAGCCGCCAACUGGACCUGCCGGAGUCCAGGAGGCAGACUGUGGAACAGGGCCUCCAGCAGCUCAACAACCUGCUCAACAACCGGCUGUUUCUCACCAGGUUCAUCCACACUCUGGAGGCCCAGCAGGGUUUCUCUCAGAGAGACCGGGGUUAUGUUGCCAGUCUACUCACCAUGGCCUUGCACGAUAAACUGGAGUACUUCACUGAAGUCAUGAAGACUCUGCUGCAGGACCUGGUUCAGCAGUACGUCGCCAAGAAUCCCAAACUUAUGCUACGCCGGACAGAGACGGUUGUCGAGAAGAUGUUGACGAACUGGAUGUCCAUCUGCCUCUACUCCUUCCUCAAGGAGGUGGCAGGGGAGCCGCUCUACAUGCUGUACAGAGCCAUAAAGUACCAGGUGGACAAAGGUCCGGUGGACGCUGUAACUGGUAAAGCCAAACGUACGCUGAACGACAGCCACCUGCUGCGAGAGGACGUGGACUACUGUGCUGUGACUCUGACGGUCUUGGUGAAGAACGGUGUUGAAGUUCAACCUUGCCCCGUUAAAGUUCUCGACACUGACACGAUCACACAGGUGAAGGAUAAGAUCCUGGAUCAGGUCUACAGAGGAGCUCCGUUUUCUCAGAGACCAGCAGCAGACAGUCUGGACCUGGAGUGGCGUUCUGGUCAGGCAGGUCACCUGACCCUAUCAGAUGAUGAUGUCACUGCAGUCGUUCAAGGUCGCUGGAAACGACUCAACACUCUGCAACACUACAAGGUUCCAGAUGGAGCUACAGUCGCCCUGAUUCCUCGUUCUCAGACUUCAGGUCUCGGAGUGAAUCAGGUGUUCCAGACUGGAGAGAAAACGCCGAUGCUGGAGGGCGAGGAGGAGGAGGGUCUGCGUCUGUGGCACCUGGUGAAGAGCAGCGAAGAUCCCGAAAUCCCAAAACACCGAAAGAGCAGCAUGAGGGAGCGAGAACGAGCCAAGGCCAUACCUGAGAUUUACCUGACCAGACUGCUGUCCAUGAAGGGGACGCUGCAGAAGUUUGUGGACGAUGUCUUUGUGGCGAUCCUCAGCACGAAGCGUCCUCCUCCGAUCGCCGUCCGGUUCUUCUUCGACUUCCUUGACGACAUGGCGGAGAAACACGGCAUUGACGACCCCGAGACUGUCCACAUCUGGAAGACCAACAGUCUCCCUCUCAGGUUCUGGGUAAACAUCCUGAAGAAUCCUCAGUUUGUUUUGGACGUUCAGGUGUCCGACAGCAUCGACGCCGUCCUGUCCGUCAUCGCUCAGACCUUCAUCGACUCCUGCACCACCUCCGAGCACAAAGUGGGACGGGACUCUCCUGUAAACAAACUGCUGUACGCCCGAGAGAUACCCCGAUACAAACAGCUGGUGGAGAGGUAUUACAGCGACAUCCAUGCGGCUGCUUCAGGCUGUUAUCAGGAGAUGAACUCAACUCUGACUGAACUGUCUGGGAGUUUCGCCUCAGAGAUGAACAACCUCGUUGCUCUACACGAACUUUACAAGUACAUCAACAAAUAUUACGACCAGAUCAUUAUGUCUCUGGAGGAGGACAGUUCAGGCCAGAAGAUGCAGUUGGCCUAUCGGUUGCAGCAGGUCGCCGCCCUGGUGGAGAACAAGGUCACUGACCUCUGAUGACCCCUGACCCCGUCAUCCUGAGGAAGAGGAGGAUGAAGACGAAGCUUCCUGUUAACACUGUGUCUUCCGGUGUGUGUGUUUCAUAGUCCAACUCAGGAGAUCUCAGUUCUUUAGGUUCUUCACUAAAGUCAAACUAAACCCUAACCUAACCAGAAUCCAACCAGAACCUAAUCAGAACUGAAUCAGAACCAAACCAGAACCAAAUUAGAACCAAAUUAGAACCAAACCAGAACCCAGUAAAUGACAAUCUAACCAAUCUGAUCAGGGAACAUCGUCAGUGCCUUGCACUCAAUUUCCCAGAGUUCCCUGCUGUUCUGCAAACUGUGUGAAGCCAGAAAGCACAAUUUGAAUCACAUGUAUUGAUUACUGAUUACUGAUUAUUGAUUAUUGAUCUGCUGGACGAUAUUUUUGUCUUUUCUACUGAAACCAGCUUGACUCGCUUAGUGACGCAGUCAUCAGGGAGUUUUUUAGUUUUCAGGGUGAUUCCAGUUUCUGAUGACGUCUUGGCAUCAAAGUGAAUCUACCUGCAGCUCUUCAGGUGAACUCCGCCUCCCUCAGGUCCACACCUGUCCUGCACUUGUUCGCAGUCCUCCUCAGAUGGAGUCCAGAUGGACUCUCAGGUGUGUAGUUAGCUGUGUACGUCAUCACACCUGACAGUGAAAGAAAAGGAUGCAAGCUCCUUGAUGGUUCAGGGUGACGUUAGCCUGACAGCUACGAGCCCAGAAGUUGUUUCUUUGCAUUAGGCUCCGCCUCCUGCCAAUCACAACAAACAGAUCAAUCAAAGCCAAGCUUCAUCUGCAGCACUGCGUUCUAAAACCAACACAGCAAGUUCAAGUUCAGAUUGGACUUGUCCACGAAGAGCCCAUUGUGUCUGAAAGUUCUGUAGAGUCCAGUUAGUUUAAGACCCCAUUAGCCCUGAUCUAACAUGUGGUGUAUGUAUGUAUCAUUUAUGACUCUACCCUCAACAUGCAAACCUGCCAACACGCUGGCACGAGUCACAGUAGCUAAUUAUAGGACUCGUUAACGGGACAGGAAGUUCACAUAACAGGAUCUGACCUCAAUGACCAGAACAGGAAGUUCACACACUAGCAAUGUAGCCAAGCUGCUAGCUAACGUCUUCAGCAGAUUUUUCUGUGAGCAGCUCCUGAAACAGAAACAAUUGAAUCAUCGACGAACUAACGAAACUUGAAUCACUCUGAAAAUAAAGUUUAACAAGAAACCAGCUGAUCAAACAAACAGCUGAUCAAAAACAAUCCAAGUUCAAACUGUGUGUGUGUGUGUGUGUGUGUGUGUGUGUGUGUGUGUGUUAGUUACUAACUUAUUGUUUGUACAUACUGAAGCCCUAUUUAUAUCUAUUUUUCCCAGCUGUGCCUUCACUCUUGCAGCUAGGUGGCGCUGUCUGUCUGUUUUGAUGGCAGCCUUAUUGAUAUUGUGUCCCAGUGCAUCAUGCGAAGAUAAAUUUAUUUUAAUGUUUAACUGUCGGAGGGAAAACCAGAGACUCAUCGUGAACAUGUCGAGGUAACACGUCACAUGUAAAAACCGUCAUGACGUGUCAGUUGGUCCAAGUUUUAACACUGUCAUGUUUUUAUUAUCUGAAUGAAAUCAACAUAAAAUGAAUUAUUUUUAUUUGAUUAAUUAUUGUUGAUUUGCAGUUAAAAUAUUUCUUUUUUUAGUCGUUUUGAGACGUGUCCACUUUCUCCCAGUGUGAGGUGAACAUCAUGUCAGUAAAAGAAACAUGUUGGCGACUCUCUGACUGACCCAAACAAACAUGAUUCAGUUUCUCUAUUCUAUAAACUAUUGUAACAUUUGGUGUAUUGCCAAACAACCACUGAAAAUAACAAUUUCAACUCACUCAGUUGAUUAAGUCGUAAACUGCUGUUUCCAAGGUCAAGAAUGAUCUGUCACGUUUAACAUGUUUGUUUGGAUAUUAUGAUUUAAGUCAUGCUAGGUCGUUGCAUGAUGCGAGGUCGUUGUUUAACCUUGUAAACAAUGCUGUGGUAGCUAUAAACCACCUCAAAUGUUACUGAAGUUUCAACACAAACACAGGCAGCCUGCACAGCACUGGCUAUGUUACAGACAUUUAGCACAACAAACAAUGCUAUCUGUGGAUCAACUGCCACAACAAAUAUGCUAGCUCUUUGUUUAACCUGGUAUGAAAUGUUAUGCUAAAUUAGCGAGGAUAAAACACAACCAGGAAUUCUGUUUGGUGUCACAUAUAAUGUCACGACGGAUCCAGGAACAUCAGGUUUAGGUGUUCUGACAUCGUGUUUAUGUUGAUGCUGUUUUAGAAACAAACAGUUAGCAUAGCCUUUACUUUUAGCUGCUUUGCUUAUUUGAUUUAACAUUUGCAUUGCACUUGUGUUACUGUCACAGGCUGAAUCCAAAUAUCUGAAAUUCAGACUGACAGACUUCACUUUGGAUGUAAAACUAGUCAUAGAUGUCUGAUUGAUCUGAAUAUAUCAUCGCUGUUAAAGGAAAGUUUUACUGCACAUACCCACCUUUCUGUAUCUCUAACCAUCCAGUCAAAAAACUGGAAAAAGGUCAGAUCUGAAGUCAGUUUAAUCCCUUGCUGGUCCUAAGUUCGGAGGUCUGGAUUCAGCUUGCAGAAUACUCUCCAUGGCAACAGUUUGUUGUUUUAGCUGUGUGAAGAAUCAGUGGAUGUGGGUGACCCCUUCAGUUUUACUUAGUCUAUAUGUGCAACUCUGCUGUUGACCACAGAGUGGGACAGAUAUUUCCUGAACCCUCAAACUAGAUACUUCCUGGACUCUGCUGUAUGUUAUUUCGGUGUAAAUGGACUCUGAGACUAAACCCAUGAGGCAAUAAACGGACAGACUCUGACUCAACUGGUUUUUCUGCUGCUGAACUGAUUAAGUUUAAAAUAAAUCAAACGUGGCGUUUGUUGACGAUCUUCCUGCUGACUGAUGGUAGAUGAAACGUGGCAUUUGUUGACUAUCUUCCUGCUGACUGAUGGUAGAUGAAACGUGGCAUUUGUUGACUAUCUUCCUGCUGACUUCUGGACUUUUCUUCCUUGUGUUAGAAUAUUUCUGAUGAUUCUCGCUGUUUAAUCUGAACGUCUCUCCUCUGUGUUUCUGCUUUGUGUGUUUUUUGAGCCUGUGUAUGACCCAUAGUUGUAGUUCUCUGAUCUGCAUGCAUGUCAUGAUGAUGAUGAUGAUUGUGAAGAUUUAAGGUGCUUGUUUUUUAAAAUAAAGAUAAGGGGCGGAGCUUAACUUCUGCUAUGCCACUGAUGAUGUAUGUAAAUGAGGUCACAGUUUGACCUUUGACCUCUUGAUUUGUGUACAGUUUUCUAAUCUUCUGGGACAUGAUGAAACAGGUUCUCAGCUCUGAUUGGUCGAGCUCUGUUUGUUACUGAAGUGUUUUUUCUACAAGGGAAUCAAACUUUAAAGUUUGUAUAAAGUCGAUCCAGGAUCAUUUGUAAUGAAGCACAGACUGUGUACAGUUUGCUAACAGUGUGUAAAUGUAAACACUGUCUGAUGAUGAUGAUGAUGAUGAAGACGAGUCCAUCUGCAAUGGAAAUGUGUUUUCAAUGUGAAGAGGCGAAACACAAUUUUUAUGAUGUAAAAAUAAAGUUAUAAUUUUA